Anneissia japonica is the source of this 5055-nucleotide messenger RNA. RefSeq names its product DNA-directed RNA polymerase II subunit RPB2. The coding region runs from base 143 to 3667 and encodes 1174 amino acids. Gene Ontology annotation, molecular function: DNA-directed RNA polymerase activity; DNA binding; ribonucleoside binding. Lineage: Eukaryota; Metazoa; Echinodermata; Crinoidea; Comatulida; Comatulidae. The transcript has 22 exons. Gene Ontology annotation, cellular component: RNA polymerase II, core complex. Gene Ontology annotation, biological process: DNA-templated transcription. The record is from RefSeq and is a predicted model, not a curated record.
AACCGACAGUGCAUUUAGCGCUGGAGUCAGCAUUAAGUGUUGCUUAUUGAAUCUCUUUACAUCUUCUUUCUGGAACCUAUUUUAGACUGACUUUCCAGCUUUACCGGUUUACCGAUUAAACAAGGAACACCUCUAGUUAGAUAUGUAUGAUCCCGAAGAAGAAUAUGAAGAAGAUGAUUCUGAUGAAAUCACACCAGACCUGUGGCAGGAAGCCUGCUGGAUUGUCAUCAGCUCUUAUUUUGAUGAGAAAGGUUUGGUACGACAGCAGUUGGAUUCCUUUGAUGAAUUCAUCCAGAUGUCUGUGCAGCGAAUUGUUGAAGAUGCUCCGGCAAUUGAACUGCAAGCUGAAUCGCAGCACACAUCAGUAGAAGAUGAAGUUCCUAACCGUUAUCUGUUGAAGUUUGAACAGAUUUACCUCUCCAAGCCAACAUUUUGGGAGAAGGAUGGUGCACCAAGUCCCAUGAUGCCGAACCAAGCUCGACUGAGAAACUUAACGUAUUCAGCUCCACUUUAUGUUGACAUCACCAAGACGGUCAUCAAAGAAGGGGAAGAACCACAAGAAACACAACAUCAAAAGACAUAUAUUGGAAUGAUUCCAAUCAUGUUGCGAUCUACGUACUGUUUGUUAAGUGGACUAACAGAUCGUGAUUUAACAGAGUUGAAUGAAUGUCCCCUUGACCCUGGUGGUUACUUUAUUAUCAACGGUUCAGAGAAAGUACUCAUUGCCCAGGAAAAAAUGGCAACCAAUUCUGUGUACGUAUUCAAGAAGAAAGAUAGCAAAUAUGCCUACACAUCUGAGAUUCGAUCAUGUUUAGAAAAUUCUUCACGUCCAACAAGCACCCUUUGGGUUCAUAUGAUGGCUAAGGGAGGACAGGGUUCUCGUAAGAGUGCGAUAGGUCAGAGGAUUGUGUCAGUAUUACCGUACAUUCGCCAAGAAAUCCCAAUCAUGAUUGUGUUCCGUGCACUUGGCUUUGUGUCGGACAGGGACAUCCUGGAGCACAUUAUAUAUGAUUUUGACGACCCUGAGAUGAUGGAGAUGGUUAAACCUUCUCUUGAUGAAGCGUUUGUUAUUCAAGAACAGAAUGUUGCCCUCAACUUCAUUGGGGCAAGAGGGGCCAGACCUGGAGUAACUAAAGACAAACGAGUAAAAUAUGCCAAAGAAAUUCUACAGAAGGAAAUGCUGCCUCAUGUGGGUAUAGCCGAGUUCUGUGAAACCAAGAAAGCAUACUUCCUUGGGUACUGUGUGCACAGGUUGCUGCUUGCAUCGGUAGGCAGACGAGAAUGUGAUGAUAGGGAUCAUUAUGGUAACAAGAGGUUGGACUUAGCUGGUCCUCUUCUAGCAUUCCUGUUCCGGGCACUCUUCAAAAAUUUGAUGAAGGAAGUCAGAAUUUAUGCACAGAAGUUUAUUGACAAAGGAAAGGAUUUUAACAUGGAGUUGGCUAUUAAGACCAGAAUUGUAACAGAUGGUUUGAAGUACUCGUUGGCCACAGGUAACUGGGGAGAUCAGAAGAAAGCUCAUCAAGCCAGGGCCGGUGUGUCACAGGUGUUGAACAGACUGACAUUUGUAUCUACCUUAUCUCACUUGCGUCGUCUUAACUCACCUAUUGGUAGAGAUGGUAAACUUGCUCGUCCUAGGCAGCUUCACAACACCCAUUGGGGUAUGAUAUGUCCUGCUGAAACCCCUGAGGGUCAUGCCGUAGGCCUUGUCAAGAACCUAGCUCUGAUGGCCUACAUCUCUGUAGGGUCACAACCUAGCCCUAUCUUAGAGUUUUUGGAAGAGUGGAGCAUGGAGAAUUUAGAGGAGAUAGCACCUGCUGCUAUCAAUGAAGCGACUAAGAUCUUUGUGAAUGGUUGCUGGGUUGGUAUCCAUCGAGAUCCUGAUCAGCUGAUGAAUACUUUGAGGAAACUGAGGAGACAAAUGGAUAUCAUUGUUUCAGAGGUGUCUAUGGUGCGAGACAUUCGAGAAAGAGAAAUUAGAAUCUACACAGAUGCUGGCAGAAUAUGUCGCCCUUUGUUGAUCGUAGAAAACCAAAAAUUACUUUUAAAGAAACGGCACAUUGAACAACUAAAGGAAAGAGAGUACAAUAAUUACAGUUGGCAAGAUCUUGUUGCCAGUGGAGUUGUGGAGUACAUAGACACAAACGAAGAGGAGACAAUUAUGCUUGCAAUGAGUCCAGACGAUCUACGUGAAAAAGGUCUUGGUUACUGUUCCACAUACACACAUUGCGAAAUUCAUCCUUCCAUGAUGCUGGGCGUGUGUGCAUCCAUCAUCCCGUUCCCUGAUCACAACCAGUCUCCCCGUAACACAUACCAGUCUGCUAUGGGUAAGCAGGCUAUGGGAGUUUACAUCACCAACUUCCAUGUUCGCAUGGACACACUAGCCCACGUGCUGUACUAUCCACAAAAACCCCUGGUCACCACACGUUCCAUGGAGUAUCUGCGUUUCCGUGAGUUGCCAGCAGGCAUCAACUCAAUCGUUGCCAUCGCCUCUUACACAGGGUACAACCAGGAAGAUUCCGUCAUCUUGAAUGCAGGUGCUAUUGACAGGGGAUUUUUCAGGUCCGUUUUCUACCGUUCCUAUCGGGAUUCUGAAUCGAAGAAAGGCUUAGAUCAGGAAGAGCUUUUUGAGAAACCCUCCAGAGAAACUUGCCAAGGGAUGCGUCCAGCUGUGUACGACAAAUUGGACGAUGACGGCAUCAUUGCACCGGGGUCGCGAGUAUCUGGCGAUGAUGUUCUCAUUGGAAAAACAGUCACACUUCCAGAAGUUGAUGAUGAACUAGAGAGCUCGGUCCGCCGUCAUCAGAAGCGCGAUGUUAGUACGUUCAUGAGACGUAGUGAGACCGGUAUUAUUGACAAAGUCAUGAUCAGCAUCAACAAUGAUGGUUACAAGUUUUGUAAGAUCAAGGUACGAUCUGUACGUGUUCCACAAAUCGGUGACAAGUUUGCCAGUCGUCACGGUCAGAAGGGAACAUGCGGAAUAAAAUAUAGAAUGGAGGACAUGCCAUUUACAUGUGAAGGUAUCACUCCAGACAUCAUCAUCAACCCUCACGCCAUCCCCAGUCGUAUGACCAUCGGUCAUUUAAUUGAGUGUCUUCAAGGGAAGGUGUCGGCCAAUAAAGGAGAAAUUGGCGAUGCCACACCUUUUAAUGACUCAGUCAAUGUACAGAAGAUCUCCACCCUCUUGAAUGAGUAUGGAUACCAUCUCAGAGGCUAUGAGGUUAUGCACUGCGGGUUUACUGGACGAAAGCUUGGUACUCAGAUCUACCUCGGCCCUACCUACUAUCAACGUCUGAAACAUAUGGUGGAUGAUAAGAUUCAUGCCAGGGCACGAGGACCUGUUCAGAUUCUCAACAGGCAGCCCAUGGAAGGACGAUCUCGCGAUGGUGGCUUGCGUUUUGGUGAGAUGGAGCGUGAUUGUCAGAUUGCGCAUGGUGCUGCUAAUUUCUUACGUGAACGUCUGUUCUUUGCAUCCGACCCCUACCGUGUCCAUGUGUGCAAUUUAUGUGGCCUGAUUGCCAUCGCUAACCUUAAAAACAACACAUUUGAAUGCAAAGGCUGCAAGAACAAAACACAAAUAUCGCAGAUUUUAAUUCCAUACGCCUGCAAGCUGCUCUUCCAAGAACUCAUGUCGAUGUCGAUAGCAGCGAGACUAAUGGUCUGUCAGUAAUAAUGUUACCGUGGGAACUCAUGUGAAUGUCUACUGUAUAUGUGCAAGGUUAAUGGUCUGUCAGUAAUAGAUUGAGCUGAUCGUGGUAACUUGUGUUAAAUGCUGCAACAUGAAACCAUCUGUCAGUGAUAAUGUUCAGUUUGUGGUAACAUAUCCUACAUACAAUACUAUUCUUGUGGUGAGAAGACUUACUCAACCACAUUGAAUGCUUGUAGCGCUACCUGAUUUAGCAGUAUAUUCAGAUAUACAAAGCAAGUAACGGCCCACAUCCCCGUGUAAUUUAUGAGGCAAAAUUUAUGAGAAAAAAGAUUAAGUUAAGGAUUACAGCAUUAGGAGAAAAUAAGUCAAAUAAUUAAUUAAAAAUAUUUGUUUUUGUGGAUAUAAUCCUUUUUUUUUUCUUUUGGUAAAGUUUCAGCCUUAACAUCAUAUGAAUAUUCUAGUGAUUUCUUGUGUUAAUAUGUUAACCAGGAUGCAGAAACUCAUUAUUAAUGUUAGCAGAAUAAUUUCAGAUAUGAAUCCAUUUCAUCAUCAUUUGUAAGUUAGAUUUGUGCCAAUCAGUCAUAUCAAUCAAUUAUGCUACUCUGGCCGUGCAUGUAUCAAAAAGACCUUCAUUUAAAAUAUUUUUUUGAUAAAGUUCAGCCUUAACAUCAUAUAUGAAUGUACUAGUGAUUUCUUGUGUUAAUAUGUUAACCAGGAUGCAGAAACUCAUUAUUAUAGUUAACAGAAUAUUUUCAGAUAUGAAUCCAUUUCAUCAUCAUUUGUAAGUUACAUUGGUGCCAAUCAGUCAUAUCAAUCAAUUAUGCUACUCUGGUCGUGCAUGUAUCAAAAAGACCUAUACUUAAUAUUUUUUUUUAUAAAGGUUCAGCCUUUACAUCAUAUAUGAAUGUACUAGUAAUUUCUUGUGUUUAUAUGUUAACCAGGAUGCAGUAACACAUUUAUUAGUGUUAACAGAAUUAAUUAAUUCAGAUAUGAAUUCCAUUUUAUCAUCACUUGUAAUUUGCAUUGAUGUCAAUAUAUCAGUCAUAUAUCAGUUAAUUAUGCUACUCUGGCCAUCCAUGUAUCAAAAACACUAAGUAGACUUAUGUUUAAAAUAUUUUUAUAUUACUUAAUUCUAAUGCAGAGAAGGGGAGAAACUGACAAAACCCACUAACUUGCAUACAAUUGUAUUUUGUACGUUUAAUACUCAUACACAGUUUUUGAUUUGUGAACAAGUUAUUAAUAAAUUGGCUUAAAGCCAACAUGGUCGAGGAUAGUUCGCAGUGGUUUGACAUACUGUACCUUACUUACUUUUGACCUACCAUAAUAAUAAUAAUUUCUUUAAACCAUUAAAGGUUGAGCAAAUUGUUUGUAAAUAUUUUCGUAAAUAAAUGAAUCACCUUUGUUUAAAA